Anguilla anguilla (European eel) is the source of this 11902-nucleotide messenger RNA. Its product is annotated as titin-like. The transcript has 30 exons. The coding region runs from base 173 to 11275 and encodes 3700 amino acids. Gene Ontology annotation, molecular function: GTP binding; protein binding. NCBI's taxonomy places the organism in Eukaryota, Metazoa, Chordata, Actinopteri, Anguilliformes, Anguillidae. The record is from RefSeq and is a predicted model, not a curated record.
UGCAGUUUCCUCUUCUCUCAUUAAGGAGCGAUCCAACAGCUGAAACGCCACUGAAUCGCGGUCUCUUAAGUUUAUUCCUUCAGGUGUAGCGGGUUGGCUGUGGCUAGCUAAACCUUGGCACUUUUACGUUUCGAAUGGGGCAGCUCCGAGAAGACUUUCCUAAUGGAGGAGGAUGGAUUGCCCCCAGUGCCACAGGGAAUGUGGGCAGAAUGACAAGUUCUGCAGUGAAUGCGGCUACAGACUGUGCUGUGCAAGGACACCUGUCACAGAGCUUUCUGUACCUGGGAACUUGAUAGUAGACCUUACAGUCAGCAUUUCUGGAGCAGAACCCAGCCGCAGUUCUGCCGUCGUCCACAGGGUUGUGCUGUCGGACCUGCAGCCGGUAACUGAAUGCACUGCCACCGUCUCCACGGCGAUGGAAGAAGAGGUGCUGAGUAAUGCCACCCCCAAAACCUCCAACAGAAACUCUGACCAACAAGAAAGGCCUGAGCACCCAGUCAGUGAGAGCCAAGUCCACUCUGAUAACCACACCCACAGUAGUGACCACACCCACAAUGAUAACCACGCCCACUCUGAUGACAGCACCCAGUCCCAGAGCCUUGGCCCCCCUGACACUGGCUCUCCUGAAGAUGAGGCAGAGGAAACUUUAAAAGAGCAAAAAGAAAAAGACGAGCCACAGUCAAGUCUGUUGGAAUCUGAGACCCAGCAGAGAGACAUUACACCUGCUGAGCACAGCACACCUGGCACACCUGCCCCAGAGCUUACUGUACCUGGGAAGUUGACAGCGGACAGGCUUCGUCUUUUCCAACCGUCGGUCAGCAGCUUUAGAACAGAGCGCUGGCGCAGUUUUAUCUCUGCCCACAAGGCUGUGCUGUUGGACCAGAAGCCGGGAACUGAAUGCACUGCCACCGUCUCCACGGCGAUGGAAAAUGGGGUGCUGAGUGAUGCCACCCCCAAAACCUUCAACAGAAACUCUGACCAACAAGAAAAGCCUGAGCACCCAGUCAGUGAGAGCCAAGUCCACUCUGAUAACCACACCCACAAUGAUAACCACACCCACUGUAGUGACCACACCCACUCUGAUGACCACACCCACUAUGAUAACCACACUGAUUCCAAGAGCCUUGGCCCCCCUGACACUGACCCUACCGAAGUUGAGGCAGAGGAAACUAUGAAAAAGAAAAAGGACAAAUCACAUACAAGUUGGCUGGAAUCAGAGAACCAGCAGAGAGACAUAACACCUGCUGAGCAGAUCACACCUGGCACACCUGCCCCAGAGCCAUCUGCCCCUGAGAGGGUGGAAGCCACUUAUGUGCAGAGCAGGUCAGUGAGACUGUGCUGGGAAAGACCGGUCAGCAUGGAGGGAGUUUCUCAUGAGAUCCACAUCACCUACGGCUGUGAGGGAGAAGAGUCCAGAUCACAGAUAUGUGCACCCAACACCACCACAGCUGUCCUUACUGAUCUGAGACCUGGGGUGGAAUAUACUUUCAACCUCACUGCAGUCCUUCCAAACGGAAUCUGCAGCAAGACCAGCUCAACAUGCAUACACACAAAGCCAUCUGCCCCUGGGAGGGUGGAAGCCACUGAUGUGAAGACCAAAUCAGUGACUCUGUGCUGGGAAAGACCGGUCAGCAUGGAGGGAGUUUCUCAUGAGAUCCACAUCACCUACUGCUGUGAGGGAGAAGAGCCCAGAUUACAGAUAUGUGCCCCCAAAACCACCACAGCUGUCCUUACUGAUCUGAGACCUGGGAUGACAUAUACUUUCAACCUCACUGCAGUCCUUCCAAACGGCAUCUGCAGCAAGACCAGCUCAACAUGCACAGAAACGAAGCCAUCUGCCCCAGGGAGGGUGACAGCCACUGAUGUGCAGAGCAGGUCAGUGACUCUGUGCUGGGAAAGACCAGUCAGCAUGGAGGGAGUUUCUCAUGAGAUCCACAUCACCUACUGCUGUGAGGGAGAAGAUCCCAGAUUACAGAUAUGUGCCCCCAACACAACCACAGCUGUCCUUUCUGAUCUGAGACUUGGGAUGGAAUAUAUUUUCAACAUCACUGCAGUCCUUCCAAACGGCAUCUGCAGCAAGACCAGCUCAACAUGCAUACACACAAAGCCAUCUGCCCCUGGAAGGGUGGAAGCCAUUGAUGUGCAGAGCAGGUCAUUGACUCUGUGCUGGGAAAGACCGGUCAGCAUGGAGGGAGUUUCUCAUGAGAUCCACAUCACCUACUGCUGUGAGGGAGAAGAGCCCAGAUCACAGAUAUGUGCACCCAACUCCACCACAGCUGUCCUUUCUGAUCUGAGACCUGGGAUGACAUAUACUUUCAACCUCACUGCAGUCCUUCCAAACGGCAUCUGCAGCAAGACCAGUUCAACAUGCACAGAAACAAAGCCAUGUGCCCCAGGGAGGGUGGAAGCCACUGAUGUGCAGAGCAGGUCAGUGACUCUGUGCUGGGAAAGACCGGUCAGCAUGGAGGGAGUUUCUCAUGAGACCCACAUCACCUACAGCUGUGAGGGAGAGGGUGAAGAGCCCAGAUCACAGAUAUGUGCACCCAACACCACCACAGCUGUCCUUACUGAUCUGAGACCUGGGAUGGAAUAUACUUUCAACCUCACUGCAGUCCUUCCAAACGGCAUCUGCAGCAAGACCAGCUCAGCAUGCAUACACACAAAGCCAUGUGCCCCUGGGAGGGUGGAAGCCACUGAUGUGCAGAGCAGGUCAGUGACUCUGUGCUGGGAAAGACCGGUCAGCAUGGAGGGAGUUUCUCAUGAGACCCACAUCACCUACGGCUGUGAGGGAGAAGAGCCCAGAUCACAGAUAUGUGCACCCAACUCCACGACAGCUGUCCUUUCUGAUCUGAGACCUGGGAUGACAUAUACUUUCAACCUCACUGCAGUCCUUCCAAACGGCAUCUGCAGCAAGACCAGCUCAACAUGCAUACACACAAAGCCAUCUGCCCCUGGGGGGGUGGAAGCCACUGAUGUGCAGAGCAGGUCAGUGACUCUGUGCUGGGAAAGACCGGUCAGCAUGGAGGGAGUUUCUCAUGAGAUCCACAUCACCUACGGCUGUGUGGGAGAAGAGCCCAGAUCACAGAUAUGUGCACCCAACACCACCACAGCUGUCCUUACUGAUCUGAGACCUGGGAUGGAAUAUACUUUCAACCUCACUGCAGUCCUUCCAAACGGCAUCUGCAGCAAGACCAGCUCAACAUGCAUACAGACAGAGCCAUGUGCCCCUGGGAGGGUGGAAGCCACUGAUGUGCAGAGCAGGUCAGUGACUCUGUGCUGGGAAAGACCGGUCAGCAUGGAGGGAGUUUCUCAUGAGAUCCACAUCACCUACAGCUGUGAGGGAGAAGAGCCCAGAUCACAGAUAUGUGCCCCCAACACCACCACAGCUGUCCUUUCUGAUCUGAGACCUGGGAUGAAAUAUACUUUUAACCUCACUGCAGUCCUUCCAAAUGGCAUCUGCAGCAAGACCAGCUCAACAUGCACAGAAACAAAGCCAUGUGCCCCUGGGAGGGUGGAAGCCACUGAUGUGCAGAGCAGGUCAGUGACUCUGUGCUGGGAAAGACCGGUCAGCAUGGAGGGAGUUUCUCACGAGAUCCACAUCACCUACAGCUGUGAGGGAGAGGGUGAAGAGCCCAGAUCACAGAUAUGUGCACCCAACACCACCACAGCUGUCCUUACUGAUCUGAGACCUGGGAUGAAAUAUACUUUCAACCUCACUGCAUUCCUUCCAAACGGCAUCUGCAGCAAGACCAGCUCAGCAUGCAUACACACAAAGCCAUCUGCCCCUGGGAGGGUGGAAGCCACUGAUGUGCAGAGCAGGUCAGUGACUCUGAGCUGGGAAAGACCGGUCAGCAUAGAGGGAGUUUCUCACGAGAUCCACAUCACCUACGGCUGUGAGGGAGAAGAGCCCAGAUCACAGAUAUGUGCACCCAACUCCACGACAGCUGUCCUUUCUGAUCUGAGACCUGGGAUGACAUAUACUUUCAACCUCACUGCAGUCCUUCCAAACGGCAUCUGCAGCAAGACCAGCUCAGCAUGCAUACACACAAAGCCAUCUGCCCCUGGGGGGGUGGAAGCCACUGAUGUGCAGAGCAGGUCAGUGACUCUGUGCUGGGAAAGACCGGUCAGCAUGGAGGGAGUUUCUCAUGAGAUCCACAUCACCUACGGCUGUGUGGGAGAAGAGCCCAGAUCACAGAUAUGUGCACCCAACACCACCACAGCUGUCCUUACUGAUCUGAGACCUGGGAUGGAAUAUACUUUCAACCUCACUGCAGUCCUUCCAAACGGCAUCUGCAGCAAGACCAGCUCAACAUGCAUACAGACAGAGCCAUCUGCCCCUGGGAGGGUGGAAGCCACUGAUGUGCAGAGCAGGUCAGUGACUCUGAGCUGGGAAAGACCGGUCAGCAUAGAGGGAGUUUCUCACGAGAUCCACAUCACCUACGGCUGUGAGGGAGAAGAGCCCAGAUCACAGAUAUGUGCACCCAACUCCACGACAGCUGUCCUUUCUGAUCUGAGACCUGGGAUGACAUAUACUUUCAACCUCACUGCAGUCCUUCCAAACGGCAUCUGCAGCAAGACCAGCUCAACAUGCAUACACACAAAGCCAUGUGCCCCUGGGAGGGUGGAAGCCACUGAUGUGCAGAGCAGGUCAGUGACUCUGUGCUGGGAAAGACCGGUCAGCAUGGAGGGAGUUUCUCACGAGAUCCACAUCACCUACAGCUGUGAGGGAGAGGGUGAAGAGCCCAGAUCACAGAUAUGUGCACCCAACACCACCACAGCUGUCCUUACUGAUCUGAGACCCGGGAUGAAAUAUACUUUCAACCUCACUGCAUUCCUUCCAAACGGCAUCUGCAGCAAGACCAGCUCAGCAUGCAUACACACAAAGCCAUCUGCCCCUGGGGGGGUGGAAGCCACUGAUGUGCAGAGCAGGUCAGUGACUCUGUGCUGGGAAAGACCGGUCAGCAUGGAGGGAGUUUCUCAUGAGAUCCACAUCACCUACGGCUGUGUGGGAGAAGAGCCCAGAUCACAGAUAUGUGCACCCAACACCACCACAGCUGUCCUUACUGAUCUGAGACCUGGGAUGGAAUAUACUUUCAACCUCACUGCAGUCCUUCCAAACGGCAUCUGCAGCAAGACCAGCUCAACAUGCAUACAGACAGAGCCAUGUGCCCCUGGGAGGGUGGAAGCCACUGAUGUGCAGAGCAGGUCAGUGACUCUGUGCUGGGAAAGACCGGUCAGCAUGGAGGGAGUUUCUCACAAGAUCCACAUCACCUACGGCUGUGAGGGAGAAGAGCCCAGAUCACAGAUAUGUGCACCCAACUCCACCAAAGCUGUCCUUACUGAUCUGAGACCUGGGAUGGAAUAUACUUUCAACCUCACUGCAGUCCUUCCAAACGGCAUCUGCAGUAAGACCAGCUCAACAUGCAUACACACAAAGCCAUCUGCCCCUGGAAGGGUGGAAGCCAUUGAUGUGCAGAGCAGGUCAUUGACUCUGUGCUGGGAAAGACCGGUCAGCAUGGAGGGAGUUUCUCAUGAGAUCCACAUCACCUACUGCUGUGAGGGAGAAGGGCCCAGAUCACAGAUAUGUGCACCCAAUUCCACCACAGCUGUCCUUUCUGAUCUGAGACCUGGGAUGACAUAUACUUUCAACCUCACUGCAGUCCUUCCAAACGGCAUCUGCAGCAAGACCAGUUCAACAUGCACAGAAACAAAGCCAUGUGCCCCUGGGAGGGUGGAAGCCACUGAUGUGCGGAGCAGGUCAGUGACUCUGUGCUGGGAAAGACCGGUCAGCAUGGAGGGAGUUUCUCAUGAGACCCACAUCACCUACAGCUGUGAGGGAGAGGGUGAAGAGCCCAGAUCACAGAUAUGUGCACCCAACACCACCACAGCUGUCCUUACUGAUCUGAGACCUGGGAUGGAAUAUACUUUCAACCUCACUGCAGUCCUUCCAAACGGCAUCUGCAGCAAGACCAGCUCAACAUGCAUACACACAAAGCCAUGUGCCCCUGGGAGGGUGGAAGCCACUGAUGUGCAGAGCAGGUCAGUGACUCUGUGCUGGGAAAGACCGGUCAGCAUGGAGGGAGUUUCUCAUGAGACCCACAUCACCUACAGCUGUGAGGGAGAGGGUGAAGAGCCCAGAUCACAGAUAUGUGCACCCAACACCACCACAGCUGUCCUUACUGAUCUGAGACCUGGGAUGGAAUAUACUUUCAACCUCACUGCAGUCCUUCCAAACGGCAUCUGCAGCAAGACCAGCUCAGCAUGCAUACACACAAAGCCAUGUGCCCCUGGGAGGGUGGAAGCCACUGAUGUGCAGAGCAGGUCAGUGACUCUGUGCUGGGAAAGACCGGUCAGCAUGGAGGGAGUUUCUCAUGAGACCCACAUCACCUACAGCUGUGAGGGAGAGGGUGAAGAGCCCAGAUCACAGAUAUGUGCACCCAACACCACCACAGCUGUCCUUACUGAUCUGAGACCUGGGAUGGAAUAUACUUUCAACCUCACUGCAGUCCUUCCAAACGGCAUCUGCAGCAAGACCAGCUCAGCAUGCAUACACACAAGACCUAGUCUGGAUGAGCUGGUGUGUGACUUGGGACUGGAAGACCACCUGAAGAACAAGCUGACUCUGAACAAAGUGCUGGAGAUUGAUGGAGAGACUUUAACUGAUGAAAGCAUCCAGUCUCUGAAAUCUCUGCCAUGGUGUUUCCUGAGGAGAUUGAUGAUGAUGAAUGUGACUGCUAGGAGUGUGAGGUGCGCCACAGAACAGGACUUGACUUCCCAAAACCUGGACAGCUUAAUGGACACUGUGUGCAAUCCACAGGGCCACAGCAACAGAGUCAACCCUCUGGACCUCAUAACUUCUGUGUUUCUCUGCUCAGAUGGCUUUCUCCAGCAGGAGAUGGUUUUGAAAAUGUCCAUGUGCCAGUUCUCUGUGCCUCUGCUGCUUCCUAAAUGUGACACACAGCAGUGCACUUUAAUGCUCUGGGCCAUGAGGGAUAUUGUGAAAAAGUACAAGCCGCACUCUUUGACAGACCCAAGUGGGUUUGUGGAGGAGAACGUUGUUCUCUCUAAGCUCCCCAUGGUCUCUUUUGUGAGGCUGAGAAACAGCAGCUUGUCCAAGUCUCUGAUUCUGAACCAAGUUCUCAGCAACCCUGAGCAGCACCACAACUCCUUUGUUCACAGAAACAUGGAGUGCGGUAACACCCCAAGGAGGAUUUCCAACGGGCUGGUGGAGAUCAGCUGGUAUCUGCCCUGUGGGAAGAGAACCAUUGACAUCUUCUCUGAGCCACUGGCUAUAGCUAACCUCCGUGGGGACCUCAGGGACUUUGAAACUCAAUACGAUUUCCUCUGCCAAACCUCUGCUGCCAUAUUUGUGUUUUGUGAUGAUUUUGGGUUUGAUUACAAAAUUUUGGACUCCAAGAAACUUCAGGCUCAUUUGUACUUGAUCAUCAAUUCACAGAGCAAGAGUUUCAAUACAGAUGACUUCAAGAGAUGUGUUUCUGAGUUACAGAUAAAACCCAGUCACAUCAUUAUAAAGGGUCCGCAGGUGAACGAUGCAGAAAUUGUGAGUUACUUGCGUUCAGCUAUGACUGACAUUUUAAAGGGAAACAUGGUCAAAAUGAGUGUUGAAGGGAUGUCUGCUGUUGCCCAUGAAGUUGGGAUCCAGGUUGAUGAAGAUUAUAUCGACUGUCAGAGGGGCAAGCAGAACGCUGAUGAAAUCACAAGAAGGAUUUCUGAUAUACCAAGCUUCAAGGAGAAAGAGCUGCCCUUGCAAGGGAGUGCAUGGAAACAGCUGGCUAAACUGGAAAAGGAAGAGUGCAGGAUGAAAAAUGCUGGGAACAAAAACAUAGAAGAGUACAGGUAUGAGCUUGCAGAUCAGAAGCAGCAGCUUAGAGCACAGCAGAGGGCUCACAACAUCUCAGAGUCUAUGUCCCGUUUCAUCUCCGCGAUGUCUGGUUCCACAGAGGAGCGCAAGUAUUUCCUCAAGUGGAUGAGGAUCAACCUGGACAACCUGUCACGCAAAAGCCUUCCACUCCUUCAGGCCGAGUACAAGGAACGGUGUCAGAAUUCCUCAGAAAACAAGGAGCUCAUUGCAGAGUUGGACAGGAAGAUCUCCAGUUGCUCCUUGGGGACAGAGCACUUCCUGCGGGAAAUGGGUCUGCUGUACGAGUCGGCCUGCUCACUCCCCAAAUUCCCCACCCCUCAGAUUCAGCACCUGCCACGUCUUUGUGCUGAGCUGCUGCAGGAAGGCUUUCCUCUGGAGCUGGUGGAUGGAGAUGCAUCCAACAUUCCUCUGCAGUGGGUGACUCAGGUUCUGAAGGUUCUAGAUCAACUAACACAGUAUAAAUGUAAGAUCCGGGUGGUGACUGUACUGGGGGUGCAGAGCACUGGGAAGUCUACCCUCCUGAACGCCAUGUUCGGGGUCCAGUUUGCCGUCAGUAGUGGCAGGUGCACAAGAGGGGCCUUCAUGCUCCUCAUCAAAGUAAAAGAGGAUUUUAAAGAGCAGCUUGGGUGUGAUUACAUCAUGGUUAUUGACACUGAAGGUCUGAAGUGCCCAGAGUUGGCCCAGUUGGAUGACAGUUACGAGCAUGAUAAUGAACUGGCCACUCUGGUGGUGGGGCUGAGUGACAUCACAGUCAUCAACAUCGCCAUGGAGAACUGCACAGAGAUGAAGGACCUCCUGCAGAAUGUGGUGCAUGCCUUCCUGCGCAUGAAAGAAGUUGGGAGAAAACCCUGCUGCCAGUUUGUGCACCAGAAUGUACCAGACAUCUCUGCUCAUGAAAAUAACAUGAGAGACAGGAAGAUUCUGCUGGAGCAGCUGAAUGAGAUGACCCAAGCAGCAGCUAAGAUGGAGAAGAGGGGAAACAACUACAGAUUUACUGAUGUCAUGGAGUACGAUCCAGAGAGAAACACCUGGUACAUCCCUGGGCUCUGGCAUGGCAUCCCUCCCAUGGCACCGGUGAAUGCUGGCUACAGUGAGGCUGUGAAUCUGUUCAAGAGGAGUGUGAUUGAGCAUUUUAAAGAACACAAAUCUGGAAAGAGCUCACCACACACAUUCAGAGAGUUCCUUGAAUGGACCAGGAGUUUGUGGGAGGCAGUGAAGUAUGAGAACUUCAUCUUCAGCUACCAUGACAGCCUGGUGCCUGAUGCUUAUACUCAGCUUUGCACUGAGUUCAGCAAAUUGGAGUGGGAGUUCAGGAAGAACAUGUACUCCUGGUUAAUGGAAGCUGAGACAAAGGUGUCAAACUUUGGCACAAUAGCAGGGCAGAUUCAGCCAUCCUCAAAGGUGGACGACUUACUGUGCAGCCUGAAAUAUGAGGCCUCCCUAGAACUCACUAAAGGGGAAAAGCUCAUUUUGGACAACCUCGCUGAAUUCUACGAGAGGUCUGAAGGACACGUUUUCUUAGUAGAGAAGUACAAGGAGGAAUUUAUCAACUCAGCCAAAACUAUUCGGAAGGAGACAGAGAACUCUGUUCAAAACAAGCUAGAGGCAGCUGUGGAGAUCAGAAAGGGUACGUUCAGGUUAGAGAACAUCAAGAAAAAUUAUACAGCUGUAAUGGAGCAAAAGGUUCUGGACCUGGUGGAGAAAUGCAGGAAAAGUAAAGUUCUGUCAGAUCAACAGCUGAGGGAUGAAUUUGACCAGAUGUGGAAUGACACUGUGGCAGAACUAAAGUUCUCUGGCCUGGAAAAACAAGAUAUUGUCCAAACUAUCCUCCACCACCUAUGGGUUAACUUAGAGAUGAAAGGCAGCUCUGUACGUGAAAUGCUGUCCAAAGUGGGUGACUUGUCUGAAUGUGGAAGGGAACCAUUCGAAGUGAAGAGAGAAAGAGUGUUUAAAAGGAUGUGGAACAAAUUUUUUGACCAUGAGCAGAAGAUAAAGACACAAAACAUGGUUGAUCACAUCAUCGAGUGCAGCAGGCAGUUUGUCUUUGAGAAAGAGAGAACAAGGUCUGAUUACCAUAACACGUAUAUCACAGACCUGUUUCGCAUGGUAGAUGAACACCUGGACAGGCACAGGGAUCUGGAAACAAGUGCUGAGUUUCAGGCCAGUCUGAAGAUUCACAUCUGUGGACAUGCAGCACGGGAGUUUCAAAAAAUGCAUUUGGAUUUUAUCCGUGCAAAUGAUCCACGUUGCUGUCUGGAGCGGUUCAAGCAACAGUACUGCACUGACUUUAAGGACCUGUUCAAUAAAAGAGACCAGUGUCAGAAGAAAGCAGAGGAGUUCACCUACAACUGUCUUGCACCUGCGGUGAAGGAGGUCAUCACUAAGUCUCUGGGCCCUGACCUUGUUGAUGAAGUGUUGACAGAAAAGAAAGCCAAGGAUUUCAGCACUCAAACCUUCUUCCAGUUCUUAAUCCUCAAGCAGCUGCUUUCAGAUGAUGACUUUGAGAGCUUUGAGAAUUACAUAAGUAAUUAUGAGGACUUUGUGCACGACUGGAUAUUAACGCAGAUGGUACAGCAGUUCUCAGAGGGAGAUGUUCUCGGGAACAUUGAGAUGAAGCAUCUGAAGGCGAUGGUUCAUCGAUUAAAGGAAGCCAUUAAUAAUGCAGAGAGGAAGACCAAUGAAAGAGUGACAGAAAGGGGUGAGGAGGACCAGAACAUUCAGCAGUUCAUUCAGGAUAUCUGUAGUGACCUACAGGAGCUCGCCAUCCCCAAAGACCCCCUCAGAGCUGUCCUGGCCUUAAACACUGCCAAGCCAGAAGACUUUUCCAGGUGUUUGAAGGCGCUUGUGGAUGAAAUGGAGCAGUUCUUUACUGCAGAGUUUCAGAGAGGUAGGGAUGUGAGGGCCAGGCUGUCCUCACUGCCCUUUCAGCCACAGAAGGAGCUGUUUAACAGGGUGUUUGGCUGUGGGAGGCAGUGUCCCUUCUGCAUGACCCCGUGUGAAGCAGGCGGCAAGAAUCACGCAGAGCACUUUGCCUCCAUUCACCGUCCUCAGGGGAUCGGGAGAUUCAGAGAUAAGGACUCCUGUAAAUUACUGACUGAUAUCUGCUCCUCCUGUGUUGCCAGUGAGAGAACAUUCAGGUCGAGUGAAACAGAGGGGAAAUGGCAUCCAUACAAGGACUAUCAGAGCAUUUACCCUGACUGGCGCAUCCAGCCUGACACCAGCAUCCAGUCCUCAGACUACUGGAAGUACGUCUUCAACAGGUUUAACAAGAAGUUUGCCAAAGUAUAUGACUAUAAGCCUGCAGACAUCCCCUCUCUUUGGAGAGAUAUAACCCAAGACCGAGCCAUGAAAAGCCUGGAGGAAUCCUUCCAGAUGAAAACAGAAGGAGAUUAAAUUAAAUGGAUUAUAUGGCUGCUGUGUCAGUCAGGUUGAAAAUGUAUUUUCUGAGUGGCAUUAAUAAAUAGUCUACUCACACAUAUCAUGGCUAAUCACAAAAAGUGCCCCAACCAAGUUGAAUCCUAUGAAAGAAAGGGCCAUAGGUUAAAAAUAAAAAUACAAUAAAAAUAAAACACAUUUCAAAAAGGGAGCGUUAAAUUAAAUCAUCACUGAUGUUAAGAAAGAGAGAUAAUCACUAAUGCAUACAUAACUGCGUUUUUGCAGCCUUCACUGAGCUGUCUCUGAUACUCAGAUACAGGUAUUAUACAUAUAACCAGUCAUUAUACAUAUAAAACCACAUACAUUCUAAAAGGUGAUAUUGUCAUAACCUAUGCAGCUUUUAUCUAUACACACUGUCUAAGUUAGCAUGGCUGAGCUUUGUUCAUUAUUCCAUUGUUUAGAUGCAUAAUCAGGGAUGGUAACUAGGCUGAGAUAUUUUAAGUUGUUUAAUUUUGUGACCUUCUCUAUAUCAGAAAGAAUACUUUUAACGAAAAUACAAAUUACAUUUUAUGUUUUAUUCUAUGCUUCCUAUAAUGCAUUUUUUCUAUUAAUAAAGCACAUAACCUUUAUGUAUUAUUGAUAAUA